This is a messenger RNA of Arabis nemorensis, 264 nucleotides long. The record is from the annotation of a GenBank genome assembly. NCBI's taxonomy places the organism in Eukaryota, Viridiplantae, Streptophyta, Magnoliopsida, Brassicales, Brassicaceae.
AUGGCCGCCGAUCUUCGUCGUCCGCCGCGACUCUUCACCGCAGCCCGUCCUUGUCGUCGUCACGCCUCUCGGCAAGAGAGAGAGAUCCGUCGCACCCCUCUCGACGCGAGAGAGAGAGAUCCGUCGCACCCCUCUCGGCGCGAGAGAGAGAGAUCCGUCGCACGUCUCGGUGAUGGUGUCGGGCGUCUCGGCGGGCAACAGAGAGACGUAACCAUGGGCAGGAGACGGCGACGGCGAGAUCAGGCGGAAAAAGCGGCGGUUUAA